Molecule: messenger RNA, 1862 nt
Organism: Cuscuta europaea
Lineage: Eukaryota; Viridiplantae; Streptophyta; Magnoliopsida; Solanales; Convolvulaceae
Source: the annotation of a GenBank genome assembly
GCCGUAUAUGUGAGGUAGACUAGAAAGUGAGGUCGGUAGUGAGUGGUGAUCGAUCAGAAUGCCGGCGGGAGGGUUUGUCGACGAGUCGAGAAGGGGCGGCGCCGGAGCUUAUUAUGAGUAUAGGAUCACUCCUUAUUUCAUUUUUGCCUGCAUUGUUGCCGCCAUGGGUGGAUCUCUCUUUGGCUAUGAUCUUGGUGUUUCUGGUGGGGUGACAUCCAUGGACGACUUUUUGAAACAUUUCUUCCCCAAAAUCUACACGAGGAAGCAAAGCCAUCUUCAAGAAACAGAUUACUGCAAAUAUGACAAUCAGAUCCUCACUCUCUUUACUUCAUCUCUGUACUUUGCGGCCCUUAUCUCCACAUUUGGGGCUUCAUAUGUGACCAGAAUCAAAGGGCGGAGAGCAAGCAUCCUCUGGGGAGCAGCCAGUUUCUUCAUCGGCGCAUUGUUUAAUGCACUUGCCCGGAAUAUCGUAAUGCUCAUCGUUGGCCGUUGCCUUCUUGGUGUUGGUAUUGGUUUUGGCAAUCAAGCAGUCCCUUUGUACCUUUCAGAAAUGGCCCCAACACAGAUCAGGGGAGCCAUAAACCAACUCUUUCAGCUCACAACCUGCCUGGGGAUACUCCUGGCCAACUUCAUAAACUAUGCGACAAACAAAAUCCAUCCAUGGGGGUGGAGGUUAUCUCUCGGAUUAGCAACGAUCCCUGCAUCGCUCAUGUUUCUGGGCGGGCUUUACCUGCCUGAGACCCCAAACAGUCUGGUGGAGCAGGGCAGGCUCGAGGAAGCUCGGGCUAUUCUGGAGAAGGUGAGAGGAACCUCAAAAGUAGAUGCCGAGUUUUCUGACCUCAUGGACGCUAGUCGAGCGGCCCAAGCUAUAGAGCAACCUUUUCGGAACCUCCUGAAGAGGAGGAAUCGGCCUCAGUUAAUCAUUGCAGCCGUUGGAAUUCCCGCGUUCCAACAGCUGACUGGGAUGAACUCCAUCCUUUUCUACGCCCCAGUCAUAUUCCAGAGUUUGGGAUUUGGAUCCGGGGCGUCUCUCUCUUCGUCCGCCCUCACGAGCGGGAUCCUCGUCUUUUCCACUCUCUUCUCUAUGGCCUUGGUGGACAGGUACGGAAGGCGAGUACUGUUUCUAGAAGCAGGGGCAGAAAUGGUAUGUGUCAUGGUGGCGCUCGCCAUCACACUUGCAAUUAAAUUCGGACAAGGCGAACAGCUCUCAAAGGGCAUUGGGAUCUUUUUGGUGUUUUUGAUAUGCGUGUUUGUUUUUGCUUACGGAAGGUCGUGGGGCCCGCUCGGGUGGCUAGUCCCGAGCGAACUCUUCCCUUUGGAGACGCGGUCUGCGGGUCAGAGCCUCGUGGUGUGUGUCAACAUGAUCUUCACGGCUAUAAUUGCGCAGUGCUUCCUAGCAUCUCUGUGCCAUCUCAAGUAUGGUAUCUUCCUGGUUUUUGCAGCAUUGAUUGUGAUCAUGAGUUCCUUCAUCUUCUUCCUCUUGCCUGAGACAAAUCAAGUCCCCAUUGAGGAUAUCCAUCUGUUGUGGCAGAAACACUGGCUCUGGAGAAGGUAUUGUCCUCCUCUACAGAAUGGACAAGAAUUACAAGAAAUUUCAUAAAAGCAUGUAAUUUAAUUUGGCGGGAACCCCAUUUUUUAUCUUACGACCUACAUAUCUUCAUAUUCAGCGUUAUUUUAUAUCUACAGGUGAUCAUCACCUAGUAGGUGAUUGUAGGUACAUCUUUAAAUACUUCAUUAAGCACACUUCUAUACUUCUAUUUAUUUAUAUAUUAUGAAAUGUAGAUGAGUGGUCGUAUCAUAUGUUCACAACCAUAUGUGUUGGUAUUGAAAAAGUCAUGCGUGCAAGCCUGCAUACACUUAAU